CCUCUUUGUGCAGUAUCUCUUACCAUUGUUAUCGCUAUGUUUGGCAGGACUGGUUUAGCACUGACGGGGCGAGCCCCCCGGGCGCCUUGGGGGACAUGAAAUGUGGCGUGGCGCCCGCCGGACAGCGAAGAAUUUCGCGAGCAUGUGUGCACCUGAACGCUUUGUCGCAUACUUUGUGCAGAAGUAUAGGCAAACACUUGAUAUCGUAUUGGCACAAAUUUGAUCAACCAAGCCUACACGACGGAGUUCGCUGGGUGGCUUACUGGUCAGCACGAAGUUUGAUGUGAGAAGAAACAACUACUAAGAGUAAGAGCAGCAGCGCAGAUUGAGGAUGCAGCGCUUCAAGAAGCUAUUCACGAAGGAUACCGGGGAAGCGUUGUCUCUGCCGAGUCCUCCGUCGCUGCACUCACCUUCCGCUCAAACUUCGCCACCUAGCAAAAGUUCUCCUCAAGCAACUCCUCAGCAGGAGUCACCAGCUGCGGUGCCUGACGACGUUGACGAGGUUGGCGAACGCGUAUCGACCCUCCCAUCCGAGCCUGCACAGCCUCCGAAACUUGACUUGUCAGCCGCGAAAGAUGACCCUGUCGCCAAGGAUUCUGGCUUGAGGCGCUCAACUCUGCUCGCUGAGGCGCCGUUGACCGACGCAGCCUCGCCGCGCCCAAACGGCGGGGCGUGGGGGUUCCAGUCGUCGCUGCACCCUCGGCCGUCGCUGGUCAGUUCUUCUGUCGUUCAGCCGGAGGAGGUCACGGAAGUCACGGCCAUGACGUUGGAACAGCUAGAAGAUAGAAACAGCUCGCACGGCGGCACCUGCGCUGGGAGCAACUCCUGUCUAACACGAGGACGGCGGAGCUCCGCGACGGAGACGCUAGCUCUGGAGGAGCUGCCCUCCGUGGGCCACCUCGCGGAGGCCGGCUGGACGCGCGCGCUCGCGGACAACAUCAAGAGCGUGGCUGCGGUGACCGGGGUCAUGGGCGGCGGCAGCAUGCCCAACAGCCCUCAUGGCAGCGUGCUGGGCGCGCGCGGCAGCCUCACGGGUGUCAAGUACGGUACAGCGCUGGGCGUGGGGGCGGCGCCUAACGCCGUGAUGGCGGGGUUCCGGCCCAGCGGCUCAGGACUGAAAAGCAGCAGUGGCGCAGGCGGCCUGCCGGGCGGGCCGGUGGGCUCGGCCACGCUUGUCACGGAGCUUGAGGAGUUUGAUGGCGGCGACGACGUAGAAGCGGCCCUCAACGUGGUGCCGGAUGCGCUCAUGCAGCAAGCCGUCAAGGCGGGGGUGAACUUGCAGGUGUGCAUGGACACGGACGUCACACUGAGCUCGGAACAGCUGGGGCGUGGCGUGUCGGGCACGGUGGUGAAGGGCACCUACCGGGGACAGCCCGCCGCAAUCAAGAUGCUGCCGCCGGACUUGCUGUUCGGCAACCGCAGCCUGGAGCUGCACACCUUCGUGCAGGAGAUGGUGGUGCUGUGCGGUGUGCGCCACCCCAACAUCGUGAACCUGCUGGGCGGCUCGCUGCAGCCACCAAACGUGUUCAUCGUGGAGGAGCUGUGUGUGGGCUCGCUGGAGGCCCGGAUACACGGGGGCCCGGGCAAGAACGCCGCCGCGCCCAAGGCCCUGAGCGCCUAUGAGCAGCUGCGGAUAGCGGUGGAUGUGGCCACGGGUCUGCAGUACCUGCAUGAGCGCACGCCUGCCAUCGUACACCGCGACCUCAAGCCCGCAAACAUCCUCAUUGACCCCAACGGCACUGCCAAGAUCUCCGACUUUGGACUGGCGCGCGUGAAGACACACGCCGUCAUCAACACCAAAGCGCCGGACGUGGGGUCCAUCGGUUACAUGGCUCCUGAGUGCUUCACCAAUGAGGACGGCCAGCUGACGGACAAGUGCGACACGUGGUCUCUGGGCGUGACGAUAUGGGAGAUGGUGACCCGCAAGCGGCCCUGGGCCUCCUGCAACAUGGCCGAGUACUACCGUGAGGUGGUUAUUAGGAAGAGCCGGCUGCCCAUACCGCAGGACGACAACGUGUGCCCCAUGGCGCUGCGUCGCCUCAUCAGCAGCUGCUGGUGCGACGACCCCGAGGACCGCCCCUCCUGCGGCCACAUCGUGGAGGAGCUCAGCCGCCUGCUCAAGUACGCGCCGCGGCCGCUGGUGGAGGAGAACUUGUGAGCGAGGGCGAGAGCGCAAUGCGCAUGCCAGCCGUGGAUGAAGCCCUGGGUCCGGGCUUUGGGUGAUGGCAGUGGUGGCCGAGGUAAGGAGGCGGCUGUGGCCUGAGAGGUCUGCGGGUGGGGAGGUGAAUGGCGCUGAAAGGAUUGCAGGUGGGAGGCCGUUCGUAUUUGGCUUGGGCUACUAGGGUCGCCAGUCGCCACUGUGGGGUGGGAAGGGAUUUGGGCAUUGGACUGUUAUACAGCACCUCCGCGGCUUCGCCAAGAGAAUGGCACUGUCCAACCGACGGGGGACAUCCGAGGCUCUCGCUACCGCCGCGCUCCUAUACAGCAACAAUGUUGGGGAAGGGACAGUGUGUCCUUGUUAUCUAGCGAUUCCGUGAUAACACAUUGCGGAGGAGGGGUGUGCAAUGUGGUGCCGCUGGUGGAUUGCCACUAGUGGAUGGCAGUGUGUCAGUGGGAGAUGUGGCCUGCUGUGGGAGGUGAUGAAAUGAAAACGCAGCUGAUAUUGCGCAGGCAGCUGCAGUAGACUACGCACGCAUAAGAGCAAUGGACGGCUUGAGAGGCGGGCGCUGCAUUCAUGGCGACGGCUGGCAACGGCAGCACCACCGUGUGGCGGCGGCACGGUCUCUAGCUGCCGUGGCUGCCGUGGUCAUUCAUGUCAGGCUGUGCCGGUUGCGGGUAUUGAGGGUAUCGAUUAGCGGGAGAUGGAUCGCAGUUCAACCAUUUCCACAACCCGGGCGAGCGGCUCUUCCGGGUAGAAUGCGCAGCUGCUUCUGUAGGUGCAUUCAUGAGGUGGUGAGAUUGCCUUGGUUACACGACGGACCUGCUGACGCAGCUCACGAGGCUGCGAACACGCACUAGUAGUACGGACGCCCAGCUCAAGACCUCAGGACUACUUGGCGAGGUGGACCGGCCGGGGUAUCACACAAUGCAGAGUGGGUUGUGGGGGCAAAUGGAUGGUGCGUAGUGUUUGUAUGAUACGGAACUCACAACUUUCAAUAGCUGGCAAAGGCUGCAAUGGGACAACAUGGUGAGGGGCAGGUAGUUCAGUAGCUGGCAAAGGAGUAGUAGUCGGCAAAGGGUGUGGCCUGCUACCGGGUUUCCAUGUGUGGGUUACCUCUCAGGUGUGGGUGCAGCCCACUGUUCCCUUGAGAUGGAAAGCCACCUUUCUGAUCCUUGGAGGGAAAACCACAUUCCUUCUUAUGCGUGCUGGAUAGUGCUGUAAGUGAGUUUUUGGACUUUUAGCUCGGGCUUGGGCUGGCAGGAGCUGCAGGGUACGGUAUUGCUUUAGGUGUUCGAGCCGUGGGUGCGUGCUCUGUCGCUCGUCAUCCGUCGCGAUGUCGCAUCUGUCUACUUAUAAGCGCCACUUGUGGCUUGUGAGUGACCCGGGGUACGUCUGGAUGAAUGGGUUGCCGCAGGAGGCAGACGCAGGGUGAUGCGCGGUCGUGGAGAUGUCGCGUUACGUUAUGGGCCGCGGCUUAGGUUAACCUGCGAGCAGUGCGAUGUGAACUUUGCUACUAACGGGUGCCCGAAGUAUGCCUGUAACGGAGAACUGACGUGUUGCACUGCGUCGCUUCAGCUUGCUUGCACGGCGAGUGGCCACUCGCAUCUUCCAUGACGCGAAAGACCCACUUUUGGAUGUGUAUGUAAUUCAAGAUUCAU
Messenger RNA from Chlamydomonas reinhardtii, 3819 nucleotides. RefSeq lists its product as uncharacterized. Lineage: Eukaryota; Viridiplantae; Chlorophyta; Chlorophyceae; Chlamydomonadales; Chlamydomonadaceae. The record is from RefSeq and is a predicted model, not a curated record. Gene Ontology annotation, biological process: protein phosphorylation. Gene Ontology annotation, molecular function: protein kinase activity; ATP binding. The transcript has 12 exons. The coding region runs from base 761 to 2158 and encodes 465 amino acids.